Messenger RNA from Melanotaenia boesemani (Boeseman's rainbowfish), 5070 nucleotides. It is a transcript of the gene rassf8b, whose product is annotated as Ras association domain family member 8b. The transcript has 9 exons. NCBI's taxonomy places the organism in Eukaryota, Metazoa, Chordata, Actinopteri, Atheriniformes, Melanotaeniidae. Bases 448 to 1758 code for a protein of 436 amino acids. The record is from RefSeq and is a predicted model, not a curated record. Gene Ontology annotation, biological process: signal transduction.
UUGCAGCUUUAACUGGUCCAUCAUGCCUUGCGGUGUCCCAGUUCUGUUCCAAUGUAAUUUACAAGUGAGGACCUCGGCGCUGAUGGGCAGAGCAGUUUGCUAACAGACUGAGUAAGCAGCAGAUGUGUUCAGCCCCUUGUCGGAUGUCCGAUGACCAUAAGGGCUCGUGUUUACAUCCGCACAGCUUCUUAGAGGUGGGGAGGUGCGCACACGGUUGACUCUGCAGGCACCGAUCGGCACGGAUUAACUGGGGAGGUUCUCCAACGACUGGCUCGCUUUACGUAUGCCUGUGGGAAGUAUUGGGUUUUUAUUCAAGUGAGAUAUACGGAGGCUGCAGAACAUAACGAGAGUAGAUGCUGCCACACAGAGAGCGCUACAGCUGAAACGAGGAUGGAAAUAGAACGCUAAUAACUCCCCCUUGUGGUUUGGAGGAAUGAGGGCCUCCGGAUGAAGGCCAUGGAGCUGAAAGUGUGGGUGGACGGAGUGCAGCGCAUUGUGUGCGGGGUCACGGAGUUCACCACGUGCCAGGAAGUGGUCAUUGCUUUGGCACAAGCCAUUGGACAGACUGGUAGAUACACUUUGAUUGAGAAAUGGCGGGAGACCGAACGUCACCUGGCUCCACAUGAAAACCCUGUAGUGUCCCUCAACAAGUGGGGUCAGUAUGCCAGUGACGUGCAGCUCAUCCUUCAACGAACUGGCCCGUCUGUUAGCGAGCGGCCAACCUCUGAAGGGCUGCCUCGCGUCCCAGAACGGGGGCUCUACCGCCAGAGCCUUCCACCCUUGGCCAAGCUCCGCCCAUCAGGGACAGACCGCUCACUUAAACGAAGAGAGCCCAAACGCAAGUCACUGACUUUUACUGGCGGUGCCAGAGGUCUGAGGGAAAUAUUUGGAAAAAGCAGAGAUACUGAUGCCAAACAAUCCCAGCAGGGCGGUGUGAGUCUGAACCUGAGCAGAGUUGGAGGGGGUGGAACAGCUUCUGUACCUGGGAGCCCGGCCAGAGAACUGGGCCGACUGGUGCAGCUACAAAGAGACAAACUCCAAGCCCUCGAGAGCCGUCUGCUGGGCUGUGAGGCAGAGCUGCGAGACUGGGAGGAAGCCACUGGCGAGGCCAGUGAAGAAGGAAACUUGGAAGAUGAGCUGCUGCUUUUGGAGCAGCAGGUGAGGAGGAACGAUGCUGAGAUGGAGGAGGAGGAAUUCUGGGAAAAUGAGCUGCAGAUCGAGCAGGAGAGCGAGCAGCAGCUGCGGCAUCAGCUAGCCGAGCUGCAGGACCACGUGCAUGACUGCGAGGCCAAGCUUUUAGAGUACUUAGCACGCAUUCAGAGCAUGGAGACAGGCCUGGAACAGGAGCGGCUGCAGCAAGAGGCUGAGCUCAGCCAGAAGGUCAAAGAGGAGGAGGUGCAAGGCCAGCUGGAAAAAGUGAGGGCAGAGUUGGAAAUGCAAAGCCAACAAACAGCGCGGCUGGAGAGCAGCUGCAGGGCGUUAGAGCGCUCACUUUGCCAGUCAGGCAAGAGAUUACAGGAGAAGGAGCAGGAGCUGGAGCGGCUGACAAAAGAGCUUCGACAGGUCAAUCUGCAGCAGUUCAUUCAGCAGACUGGUACCAAGGUCACUGUGCUUCCUGCUCAACCCACCGGAGAGAACGACGAGGUGGAGUGUGGCUCUCUGAAACGACUCGGCUCCUCUCGACUCCUACCCAGUGACCUUCGCGCCCUGCAGACCGCUGUCUGCUCCAGCCUCAAUCCAGAAGGCAUCUAUGUUUGACCACAAACUGUCCAGAGAGACAGCCCAGCAACCGGAUGUUACUGGGCCACAUUCUGUACCCUGAAAACGUAAGAAAUGACUCCACAACUGUUGAAGUGGUUUUUAGCUCUGCACUGGAGUGGCAUUUCCAGUUUAUGAAAAAAGAUUUUUUUAAAGAAAAACCUGAAGAGAGAUCUUGCAUCUGUUUUGCAUCUUCCCUGCACUGCCUCCAUCUCACUGGGACUGGAAUUUAAACUGAUGUCAGUAUAUAUUAGCAUACUAACAUUUAACAUGCUGUCUGAACUCUGAUAGAUGGGUAAGUUUGCUCCUGAAUCACGGAUGAAAUGAAGUUGCUGGAUACAGAUUUAAAAAAAAAAAAAAACUAAGCCAGCAGAUCUGCUCUUUGGGCACAUGGACCCUUGGCAUGACCACUGCAAACAGACUGUAUUUGUGUGCUGUGUAUCAUGAGAGGAUUUUAGGAGUUUUGACGUAUAUACUUGUAUACAUACACAAGAAAUAACAAAUGCAUGAGCAUGCACAAACAGACACCACACCUGUGCUAUAACCGUAGCCAUAUCUGAUUGCCUUACUCUGGUGUUUUAAAGCCAGGCAGUAAAUGUAAUGUUGAACAGAACAUUAUGUGCCAUAUGAAUUUGAUUAAAUGCUUAGCUCCAGUUCAGGUAAUUCCUGAUUAUUACAACUGAUGUCAGUGUAACUCAGCUUUGAGUCUUUUUUUAUAUACAUAUAUAUAUUUGAAUGGGAAAUAAAUUAUAAAUUAAAUUAAAAACUCCACCUGUCCUGAGAUAAAUAUUUUAAAAAGUUAAUAGCAGACUUAAUAGGCCUGCAACUCUAAUAUGUGAGUGAAAGAACAAUGUAAGAGGCCUUUACAUCUGAACUGUUAUAGCAGCAUAAGAAAUGCAGUGUUAAUAAUAUUACCACCAGGUGGCGACAAAACAUAUUAUUUAGGCAACUGUGUAAAAAGUAAUUUCUGGAACUGACAUAAGUAUGUAUUCAUGUAUAAUACUCAUGGACAAUUGUGCAAGUUGUUUUAAAACUAAGCCUCAGCACUUUAGCUUUCAGUGUAUAAAGGUGCCACUAAAUUUUUUCUUCUGAUUUUUAACAUUUUAACAAACUAAAGAUGUCUCAUAUGAACCAAAGCUAGUGUAAAAAAAUAAUAAUAGUAAAGAAAUAGCUAGAUGAAUGUGGGUGUUGUUCCGCUUGGGUCAAAUGAUUUCAUACAGUGUUUUUUGUGGGUUGCUGUUUUGUUAAGUGUGUCACACAGGAGGAAACAGUUUGUGAAAAAAGGAAAAUACUGAGAUUUUUCUGUUUUAGGCUAACCCUACUAACACAAACUGAAUGAAAAUGCUGUAAAUUUGCUCUAAAACUGGUACAAAGAUCAAUAAAAAUAGGUUCUUUUCAAUCCAAAGAUGAAGGCCAACAUUCCUCGCUUGCAACUAAAGUCCCCAUCAAAUCAAAACGGAUUUUUAGGUGGGUUAUAUGAUAUGCCUUACACAAUGCACCACUCAUAAACCAUUAUCUGGUUCAACAAAGACAAAAAUAACUCAUUCAAGGUAUUCUUAAUUCUUAUUAUAUAGUCUUCAGUUUCCUAAAAUAUAGCCUGGGAACAGACUGUAGAUAAACAAGCAAUUAUAACUCAGUUUGCUAUUUAAUGGUAACUUAAAACAUGUGCUAGACAUGUUGAACUCUGUUUUUCCCACAGAUUUCUGCUUUGAAUCAAUAAGAAGAGGAAAUUCUUCUUUUUCAGAGCUUUUUUGAUUUGUGCAGCUAUAAAUGAUUUAUUCUAAUUAACAAACCUGUAUUUUCUUUGCAGUUUUGUUUUUUUAUUUUUUCCUCUGGUGUGAUAAACAGCCACAGUCUUUGCAAUGACUUCAUUUGACUAGCUGGAUUAUUUGAUAAUGAACCCAUGUAAAGACAUUCAUGUUUGUGCUGUAAUGAGAAAGUGCGUUCCACUCUUAUCUAGCUUUAGUAGCUUGCUUUUUAAGCUCAAAGGUAACUGAAGACAUUCACAUUACAAGUUUUCUAAGUCCUUUCUGUGAUUGUUCAAUCACAGAGUAUUGCAGUGUUAUUGUCAUGGUAACAAUCUCAGCUCUUACAUGAGACAGUAACAAAGGAACCACAGCCCUCGCUGAUGGAAAGUUUUGAAUAAUGGCAUGCCUUAUUCGUAAAAGAAAAAAGUACAUGUCUACAUAUCACAUCCGACUAUGGACUAUUUUUACAGUAGAUUGAAGUCUGUUAUAUGCAGAGUGCCGGUUUAUAAACACUGUGUGCAUGCUAAUGUGUGCUUGGUUUAUUUGGACUCCAAUUAGUGGCUCAGAGCACAUAGUUUUAUCUUCUUUUGGCCUUGUUGACUCAUAAUGAUGGACGAACUUAGCAGAAAAAUGGAAAAACCUCCUUAUUAUUUUCAUGCCUUUUUAGUUAAGUUUUGGCCAAAGUAACAUUUAUGAAUACAAAAGAGAUUUUUGUUUCACUGAAACAUGACAAGUUGAUCAUCAUUACUGGUUAUAUCUUUUCCAUCCCUCUUCAUGCUUAAAGACAUUGCCAAUAAUUGGCUUCUGUUGUGCCAUCAGUGGCGUUUUUUAGUGAUAGUGCAUAAAUAAAUGGGAUGAUGGAGACAUGAUGGAAACAGCCAUCCAGGGGUUUUAAAAGCUAUUUAAGAAAUGCUGCAGCUCAGGGAUAUUUCAAGACACAGAAUUACCCAGACAGAAUGGACAGAAAGUAAUUCUGGAUAAAUGCUUUUCACAAUGUCUGGACCCAUUUGACAAGCUGAGUCCAGUGUUUGCUUUUAUGGGGCCUUUAACAGUUUGACAGGUUGUAGCAGUGGCUCCAAAACACAAUGCAGCAAAUACAGCUGAAAGAGAUGUUGCUAUUUGUGGAAGCUUGUCCACUUUGUGUGCCAUGUGUAAUGAAAGAUACACCAUUAUACAUGCGAGUGCAAUCUUGGGUUUUAAUGACGUCAAAAGGGUUUGUGGUGUUGUUCUGUUCUUGAAGCACCCCUCAAAGUGUUUACAUCAAUACUUCACUGUAAACAUCAUGCUUAUUGAAUGAUCUGUGCUUUUAACAUCAAUUACUAACAUAAAAUCUAAAGAAAAGAAUAUGGUAUAUUCAAAUUGUUAUUAUAAUUUUGUAUUGUCUACGCAUGAAGUCACAUACUGUAUUUUUUUAUCUGUUGAGAUUUAUCCAAUUUUCCUCUUCAGUUACGGUAAAGACAAAAUGCUAAAGAUCAAAUUAAUAAUGUAAAAUGUAUAAAUAAGUGAUUAAAAAGUAUUUAAAAACAUCCCAGAAAUCAUCAAUAAACUGCUAUAUAGAACUGAA